Molecule: messenger RNA, 2164 nt
Organism: Pezoporus flaviventris
Lineage: Eukaryota; Metazoa; Chordata; Aves; Psittaciformes; Psittacidae
Product: C-signal-like
Exons: 6
Coding region: 910-1542 (210 amino acids)
Source: RefSeq, a predicted model, not a curated record
CUGCAGUGUUUAGGUUUCCUGAGAGGAUUUUCAUCUCCUGUUUAUAUCCUAAUCUAAGGCAGAAUAAUGUUCUCGAAGACCAACGCUCUCUAAGGUAGUUUUAUGCCUGGAAACUGUUUCUGAGAAACUUCAAGCACUGAAGUGGGAGUCACUUGUUAACCAAGUAAUUAACCCAAUGGAAAAAUCAUUGCAUUUGAAAGCUGAUUUGCAUCCAGCAACUGUAAUUUCAUGCUGGUUAUGUUCUGGAUGAAUGCUUAUUCCUGCCCUCUUUGGAGUUGGUAAUUGAACAUAUUGCUUUCUCACUUCAGAAGCCUCUCGGCUGCUGUCACUACACAGAACAUCUCUGGCCUUUUAGCAGAAGUUAGUAGCUUGUUUCUGCCAGAGAGUAAAGCAAUGUGGCUAUAAAUAAAUGAACAAACCUUGGGAAGCCAGAGCACUUCUGGAGUUUAUUAUCAAGUAAGUGAUGCUGUCAAACCGAAGUCCAGUCCAAAGCCCCAGAAUUAUUGCAGGCCUUGACAUGGCAGAACUAUUUCAUGGCUGGCUAUCGAUAAACAAGACAGUGUGUUCUGAGCCUUUCAUCUGUUGAAAACUCUCCCAUUAAGCCCUAUCCAGGGGAAGGAAUGUCUUCUGGUUUUGUGCUUCUGACUUGUUCCCCUUCCUUUCCCCUCCCCUUAAUGGCCUUAACUGCAGUUGUAGAUUGUCCUCAGUGGGAGAACAAGUUCUCUAAACAAGCCUGGAGGGAAUCCUGCAGAGUAUGAACUGAGAUAAAGGAUGUAAUGCAUUACAGCUUGACAGAGGACACCGAGUCCCAAAGUGUCUCCAAGUGGCAAAGAAGUACUCUUUCAAAACCAGCCCUCCUAACCCCUAUUCCCAAAGGGCUCCUAAAGAAAUGGAUCUGCUUGAGCUGGAAUGUUUGGCCAGGAACUCCAGCAGCUCAGCAAGCAAUACAGCAACAUCAAGCUCCUUCAGCUGGAUGUGGUCUGCGAAAACAGCAUCAAGAAAGUAGUCAAGGAAGUGGAGGAGAUUGUGGGCGACAAAGGUCUGAACUGCCUCAUUAACAACGCUGGCAUCAAUGUGCUUGCUUCCUUGGAAGAAGUCACAGCAGAGACGAUGCUCACCAUUUAUGAAACCAACACAGUUGCCCAGCUGAUGGUCACCAAGGCAUUUCUCCCCCUUCUGAGGAAGGCAGCCCAGCUGAGCACGGGAAUGGGCUGCCACAGAGCUGCUAUUAUCAAUAUGUCCUCUCUUGCUGCCUCCAUGCAACUCGUCCAGGCAAAUGAGAUGUUCCUCAAGGUCUACCCCUACAGGAUAGCAAAGACUGCGCUGAACAUGAUCACCAGGUGCCUCGCUGCAGACUUGAAAUCGGAUGGAAUUCUUUGUAUUUCUUUGCAUCCAGGCUGGCUUCAGACAGACAUGGGUGGAAACAUGGCUCCCAUGCAGGUGCAAGAGGCUAUCCCUGGUAUCCUCUCUGUUCUGGACCGUCUUGGCGAAAAGGAGAACGGUUCCUUCCUGGACUGGCAAGGGGAAACACUACCGUGGUAGAAGUGCCCAGCACACUGCAGAAACAGCACAUCAGUCACUGUUUAACUGUGCCACUAUUGUCUGUGUCCCUAGGGUUUUCUUAUACACUAGUUGAAAUAGCCAGUUGGAUACCAGCCUCUUUCUAGGUGUAUGUGGGAAGUGAGGUGGCCGACUCUUCUCCUUGGUAUUGCUACUGCUCUGUUCUAAUGCCUCCUGCAAAUACUACUGUGCUCUUAGUGAUGGAACCACCUAAAAUAGAUAGAAGAUAAAGCAAGGUAGAUCCAGGGGCUGGUUCCUCAUCACUUCCAAAACCAAACUCUUUGCAGAAGUAAAUGACCUGACCUCAGAGUAAGGCCCAGUGUAUGCUGUCAGAUUCCAGUCUACUGGAGACAUGGCUCUGGGAAAGGUUCUUUGGUUUCCUUCAGUCCUAAUGGAGCCAAGGCUGCAGUUGCCCAGCUCUAAACUACAUGGAUUUGGUACUUCUCUCAACUCCUCAGCAACCUCUGCAUGUCCCCAGAUUGACAGCACACACCAGGCACUUGCUUUGUUCCCAGUGGGUGACUAACAUCCUGAUAUGGGGGUGGCAAUGCUGUUUUGUACAUAAACUUCUGAAUUGUCUUCAAUAAAGCCCUGUUUAAACAAA